Triticum aestivum (bread wheat) is the source of this 714-nucleotide messenger RNA. Its product is annotated as skin secretory protein xP2. The coding region runs from base 13 to 564 and encodes 183 amino acids. The transcript has a single exon. Lineage: Eukaryota; Viridiplantae; Streptophyta; Magnoliopsida; Poales; Poaceae. The record is from RefSeq and is a predicted model, not a curated record.
CGGCGACGCGCCAUGGUACACUCUGUCGGCCUCGUGGUCGUCCUCCUCGCCGCGUACCUCGUCGUGGCGCUCGCCGCGCAGGCUCCGGCUCCGGUGGCCUCCCAGAAGCCCGGUUCAGCGGCAGCACCCUCCAAGGCCUCCGCAAAGGCUCCUGCUUCGGUCCCCGAAAAGACCGCGAAAGCGCCCACGGCGGUGAACGCCACGUCCGCGGCUACUCCGAAGGCUGCACAGGCCAAGGCUCCGGCCGCCAAGACAGCGACGCCCGACCAUGCGCCCGCGAAGGGGUCCGCGUCGAGCCCGUCCGAAGCCGAAGCCGCGGAGUCUCCCGACGACGCCGAGGAUGAUUCAUUCGCCGAGACGCCGUCCUCCUCAUUGUCGGACGAUGACUCCGACACAGACGACGACAGCCCGCCAGGGCCUGCCGGCUCGCCAGACUCAGACUCGCCAGCUGACUCGCCUGACCCCGCCGCAGACGACGAGAGCGGCAGCGUCGGCGUGAGGAGUGGCCUGGUGGCCUCCGUCGUGGCCGUGGCCACCUCAGCCUCAGUCGUGCUUUUAUUUUAGAACAUCAUAGCUAAGUAGUGAUGUUAAAUGUACGGAGUGGAGUAUUACUUCAGUUGUAGACAUGAAUUUGUUCUCAGUUUUUGGUGAUUCUUGAGGGAGCCGUGGAGUGAUUAUGUGGCGCUUAAUUACUCCUCAAAAUAGUGUUGGAAA